UUAUAUAUCAGUGCUCUAUCUGGCGCCAAAAUCAUAGAUCAACCAGACACCGGUGCGAUACUCCACUCGAGUAUCAUCCUGUUUUGUUUUCCCAAUAUACAUUGGUAUAUUCGUUUGAAAAAGUGCAUCAUCGUGAAAUAGACUCCGGAGACAUCAAUCGUCAUAUCCUAUCAUUCAUCAACAGGUGGAUUUUCUUCGUCGAGUGUAUCGAUAGCGUUCUUCGAAGUGUUUACCCUAUUUCAUUUUCAACAUCCAGAUAUCGACGAGGGUGAUUUGCGUGCGACGGAAAUACGAAGAGAGAGAUUUGGACAAACGAUUUCAACCCUCAUUCUCUGAACUUCAACAGCCUGCACAUUUCAUUAAGCUACCCUUAUUCGACAGCACAAUAUUGUGCAACAUUUCGAAAACUCAGAAAUCUACUAUACUAAAAUGGAUCAAAAUGAUGAUGCAGCAAUGAAAUCUUCACCUUCGAUCAAAACUGACGAAACUCACGUCGAAAAAACGUACUGUUCCUUAUGUUUAAAAACGGACAAAGAUAUUCUAAGAUUAAUUAUCAUGCGACAAUUAUCAGUAUCAUUGAUUCAAAUAAGCAUAAAAAACGAAACAGCUACAAUUGAAUCGAUAAUGAAUAACAGUUAUCACAUAAUGUCUCACGAGAAGACCGGUUAUGAAGCGUUCGAUCAAUCGAACGAUCCCGAACCAUGACUGGACCCAGAAUUGCAAACCGAAUUUUUCAACAGAUUUAUGAAACGUUUUGCAAACGAUUUGAAAAUGGGCUCUAUUUCUUUGAAACAGUGCAUUGUAAAUAUUCUAAGUUCACCGAACGAAGUACUCCUCGAUUUCGAUUUACAAUUAUUAUCAAGAUUUUCUAGGAAAAAUUUUAAUGAAAUUCACGAUACCGUUGGUUAUUUAUUUUGGUAUCCGAAAAGAUUUAGCAAAACCAAAGAUGUGACAGAUAAUUCCAACUGGUUCGAUUUUAUCGAAUCCAUACCUAUUAUACCCAAUUAUUUACCAACAAAUACUGAAUCAUUCGUUACAAUAAACGAUUAUUUGAGCUGCGUUCAUGUAAUUGAUAAUAAUAGCAGUGUAAUUACCUGGUAUUUAUUCGAUUCAACUAGACCAUCGGCUCUAUUUUACCUGAUGUUUUCCAAGUUGUACAAAAUACAAAAGAGAACUAUGAUUAAUAAUAUUAUUCCAUUAGAGAACGGUGUAUUUGAUUAUCCAAAUCAUAUGAUUCACAUAUUUCGUUAUUCGUCUAAUGAUAAAAAUAAUACCAAACGAAAAUGUCAGUUUGAACAUAAAAAAAUAAUCGAAUUAACAAAAAAUCCGUUUAUUGAAUUACAAUUACCUAUCAUUAUUGGAUCUUUCGAUCAAGAAACCUCGAAACGUAUAUUUCAUUUAGUAUACGAGAAUGACAUUAAACCGGAGGAUCUUUAUGAAUUAUUAUUUAAAUUGACUAAUAUUUUGAAGAACAUGCAGAUCGAGAGUAUUCCGAUUCAAAUAUGCAAUUCGUUCAAUUUUCGGCUGAUUUUGAAGAUGCUUAGAUUCCUGUUAUCCGAUGGUAAUAUCAAAAUAUUUGCUAAUUUGAGGAAUUCAUAUUUUCCCAAAGGAUGGACUUUUUGGAAAUAGAUGUACAGAGAUAUUUGCUAAAAUAUUGGAAAUUUGUAUUGGAAAUUUGCAAAAACAAUCGAUAAAAAAAGGGACAAUACGCUCAUAUUUGUAGAUGUUCGAAUCGAUGCUAAAUAAAAAAUUUAUUCAAUUAUGCGAUGAAAAAGAAUGAAAUUUAUCUGGAAGGUAUUUUUAGAAUUUAAAAUGUUUAAAGAUAGAUACAACUAUUUUUGUCGUGUUUAAUGGACAUUACUGUAGUAGAAUAGAAAAAGAAAUAAUUAUAAGUCGAAAAUUGUUUUACAUUAUUGUAAAACAGACUCCCUAUAAGUCAUUUACAUGUAACAAUCUAAAUAUACGAAAAUGAUGUAACUUAUAUUUUCGAUAAAUCAUGUACUAUGACUAUCGAUGAAUGAAACUAUGUGUACCUAAAAUUGUGCCUAUUCUAAGAGUACACACUUGUGACCUAUUACAAUUUUUCGACCAUUUGUAUGAAUGUGAUAAUACAAGAAACUAUAAAUGUUAAAUAUAUGUGAUUUAUGUGCAAUUAAAGAAUAUUGUAUAUACAGAAGUUUCUCUGGGAACGUGAAUCAGUCUGUGAUGGAAACGUAUAUGUUAAUUAUCGAAUGUAAUUAAGAUAAGCUAAGAAACUAUGGAACUGUACGACAAUGUAUCGAAUACCUCAAGAGAGAAACUAUUUUUCUGACUAUUAAAUCGUAAAUGAUGUCUACCUCGGUAAUUCAGGCAUGUAUGGAGAGAAUAAAAAUUGUGAAAAUGUAGAUUUAU
Molecule: messenger RNA, 2391 nt
Organism: Osmia lignaria (orchard mason bee)
Lineage: Eukaryota; Metazoa; Arthropoda; Insecta; Hymenoptera; Megachilidae
Source: RefSeq, a predicted model, not a curated record